Messenger RNA from Lichtheimia ornata, 1980 nucleotides. RefSeq lists its product as uncharacterized. The record is from RefSeq and is a predicted model, not a curated record. NCBI's taxonomy places the organism in Eukaryota, Fungi, Mucoromycota, Mucoromycetes, Mucorales, Lichtheimiaceae. Gene Ontology annotation, cellular component: SCF ubiquitin ligase complex. The coding region runs from base 1 to 1980 and encodes 659 amino acids. The transcript has 5 exons. Gene Ontology annotation, molecular function: protein binding. Gene Ontology annotation, biological process: SCF-dependent proteasomal ubiquitin-dependent protein catabolic process.
AUGAGCCAGCAACAACGAGACCAACAACAACAAGGUCAGCGCCCUAAUCGGCCUGCGCCUCAAGCUGCUCCUGCUCGUAAUCGCAAUCGCAUCAGAGGCCCCACUUCGGCAUUGACGAGCUUCUUGAGAGAACAAGGUAUCCAUGUACCGAAUCGUGCUAUACGUCAACGGCGAGAACAAGAACGACGACAAGCUGCUGCUGCUGCUUCGGCAGUAGAGAGUGAUACGGCUAGUACGAGUACUACGGAUGAUCCAACCGCUGGUGCUGGCAACAACGACAACUCUCCAGAAUCAUCCUCCUCCACAACCACCACAUUAUCAUCAUCAGCAGCAGCACAAGGCAGUACGGCUAUAUUGUAUAUGCCAGGAAGACGAAUUGGACGAUCCAAUGCUGCUCAAAACGUCAUUGCUCAAGCUCAAGCCUCCUCCUCCUCGUCCUCUUCAUCAAAGAAAAAGAUGGUCAAAAAGAAGCGCAAGAGUGAUGACAGCGACUAUGAAGAUAGCAGUGGCAGUGAGACGGAUGAUGGUACCUAUGUUCCUGCUUCACGUCCUCCUCGUACCAAGGUUGUCUUUUGUGAAAAGUGCAAGAGCCGUUUCUCUCGUUCCAUGAGUCAAAACUUGGAUAUUCAGGUGGAGAAUCUCUGUCCCAAUUGCCGUGAGGGUGGUAGUCCAGGCAGUUCAAAGCAAAAGGCACCUCGCAAGCGAGCACGAGGAUUGACACGACCAGGCAAGGAGUUACACAAAGUAUUGUCGCUUCAAGACAUUUGCAUUCGUGUGCUUGUCAAAUAUAUUGAUCAAGUCGAGGACUUUGGUGACAUCGGCAUGGAUAACCUGGAUACGAUUGCCAAGAUCAUCUGCCGCAACCGCAAACUCAACAACAACACGCUACGUCUCCUCUUAAACCCCUUGAUGACCAAGCUUGCUCUUUAUGAUUGUUCAAAUGUUGAUCAUUGUGCGCUUGCCAAUGUGGCUCACUUUUGCUACAAGUUGAAGGAGCUCAAGCUUAUCUAUUGUGGCCAAUUGACAUCCGAUGUCCUUCAACUGUAUGCGGAACGAUUGAAGGAUCUUCACAGCAUUGAUCUUUCAGGUCCUUAUUUGGUGUUUGAGGAAGCAUGGAUCACGUUUUUCAAGACCAUGGGCAAGCGAUUGAAGCGAUUCUCUUUGCGUCAUUCUUUUCGAUUUACCAAGGAAUGCUUAUUGACGUUGGCAGAUCAAUGUCCUGACUUGGAAUCUCUUGAAUUCUCUGAUACGCCCAUGUUGGAUGAUGACUGGCUGGAAGUGAUUGGACGAUUUGACAAGCUUGAAAAGAUUCGAUUGGCAUGGCCAGAUGAGAACCGAUACCUUUCAUCCGAAUCCUUGAUCAAGUUGAUUAGCAAGAUUGGGCCCAACUUGAGAGAAUUGGCGUUACCCGGUUGCACGCUGGUGGAUGAUGAGGUGUUGACCAAAGCGAUCAUGGAGCAUUGUCCCAAGCUCAAAUCCCUGGAUCUCGCGCAUUGUCAUUUGAUAUCUUCCGAAGGUGUGCAAACCUUGUUUAGUGAGUGGGCUUCACGCUAUCCUCAUGGUGGAUUGGAGCAUCUCAACCUUUCCCGAUGUCUUGGAUUGGAUGACAAGGCGCUUGAAGCCAUCCUUGCUUACUCUGCAAAGACAUUAAAGACCCUCAACCUUCACAGUCUCGACUUGAUUUCUUCCUCUGGCCUCGAGAUGAUUGCCGGCGAACUUAGACAAGAGGAUGAUGAUGAACAACAAGGCAACAGUGCAAAGAAAAAGAAGCCAACAGAAAAGAAACCAGCCAUUGCUUGCAAGGAGUUGAAGCAAUUGGAUUGCUCCUUUGUACGCUCCAUGGAUGAUUAUGUACUCAAGAAACUCUCGGCCACAUGCAGCGCUCUUAAGGAAUUGAAUGUGUGGGGUUGUUACCAGUUGACGGAUCAAAUCCUUUUACCACCCACAUUGCGAGUCUGUGGAAGAGAAAUGGCUUCAUAA